Molecule: messenger RNA, 3180 nt
Organism: Exophiala dermatitidis NIH/UT8656
Lineage: Eukaryota; Fungi; Ascomycota; Eurotiomycetes; Chaetothyriales; Herpotrichiellaceae
Product: isocitrate lyase
Exons: 3
Coding region: 923-2539 (538 amino acids)
Biological process (GO): carboxylic acid metabolic process
Molecular function (GO): isocitrate lyase activity
Source: RefSeq, a predicted model, not a curated record
CGUGUAUCGACGACGAGUAUAGCACUGCAGGUAAGAGAUGAGAAGGAGGUUGAUAAGAAGAGAGUGAUGCAGUAAUCCUCCUUCGUCUAUAUGGACAACUGUGUACAAUUGUACAUCAAUUGAGGACAUUCAGCAAUGCUUGAUAUUUUGGCGGGCGAACGGAGCCGAGCUGGAGCUGGCGUCAUCGUUCAAACAUGCAAUUCCCAAUCGAGGCACAUGUCGCCGUCGUCGUCGUCGGGAUCCUCGAAUCCUCGCGCCUCUCCUGCCUCGCUUCCCGUUCCCACCGUCUCACAUCCCCCACAAGCCGAGCGUCCACCGAGACAGCUCUUGCAAGUGACUGUCCUGCAUCCUAGCAGAGUAUGGCAGUGUCUGGACUAUCAAUCGCUCGUUGGCGUUUAGACGGGGUUUUUGCCUCUUUUCUCUCCUCCAGUCCGGCUUCUUCCCCAGCCCUGUCAGUGUCGAGAACCAAUCCCCGUCGGCCGCUUUUCCUCCCUAACUCUCAGAACUCCUCUUCCGCCCUUGACCCGGGUCCAAUACCGCAGUGUCCAAGCUUGGCCAGAACCGGUCGAGAUGAACAAGCACGCUUUAGGACCGUGCCCCGGGGUGUCAUACCUCUCAGCUCAUCGGAGAUGGAGGGAAGCAACAUCAACCAGUCAUGUCGCCGCGCUCGGCCGAUCCGCCGCUCUCUGGGGAGGUGGCUGUUGUUACUUAACUCAUGGCGCAUGCUCCUCUUUUCCACUUUUCUCUCAAUGACUGUUUAAGCUCCUCGGCUCGUCUGUCUGUCGAUUGUCCUCAUCAUCCAGGUCUCUCCUCUCUUGUAGUGUUUGUUUGAGGGUGUUGUGUUCUCUCAGAGUAGUAGACAGAGCCAGACGACAGCGGCCUACCUUUUUCGUACAAAGUCUUCCUCGUGAACACCUUCAACAUGUCUGCUCAAAUUGAACAAGAAGAGCAGAAAUACCUGCAAGACGUGGAAGCCAUCAAGCAAUGGUGGACCGACUCGAGAUGGAGAUAUACCCGACGACCCUACACUGCCGAGCAGAUUGCCCAAAAGCGAGGCACCAUCAAGAUUGAAUAUCCCAGCAACACGCAAGCCAAGAAGCUGUGGAAGUUGGUUGAGCAUCGAUUUGCUACCAAGACCGCCUCGACGACCUAUGGCUGUCUCGAACCCACCAUGCUCACCCAGAUGAACAAAUACCUCGAGACCGUCUACGUCUCUGGUUGGCAAUGUUCUUCGACCGCCUCGUCGACCGACGAGCCAUCCCCCGAUUUGGCCGACUACCCGAUGAACACGGUGCCCAACAAGGUCAACCAGCUGUUCAUGGCGCAACUGUUCCAUGACCGCAAACAGCGAGAGGAGCGUCUCACGACGCCCAAGGAGAAGCGAGCCCAGGUGGCCAACACGGAUUUCCUGCGCCCCAUCAUCGCCGACGCCGACACCGGCCACGGAGGCUUGACGGCUGUGAUGAAGUUGACCAAGUUGUUCGUCGAGCGCGGUGCGGCCGGCAUCCACAUUGAAGACCAGGCCCCUGGCACCAAGAAGUGCGGCCACAUGGCCGGAAAGGUGCUGGUGCCCGUGUCCGAGCACAUCAACCGUCUAGUGGCGAUCCGAGCCCAAGCCGACAUUAUGGGUGUCGACUUGUUGGCCGUUGCCCGGACGGAUGCCGAGGCCGCGACGCUGAUCACCACGACCAUCGACCACCGUGACCACGCGUACAUCUUGGGAUCGACCAACGCGAACCUGCAACCGCUCAAUGACCUCAUGGUCGCAGCCGAACAAGCCGGCAAGAACGGCGACCAGCUCCAAGCCAUCGAGGACAACUGGAUGCAACAGGCCGGCCUGAAACUGUUUGACGACGCCGUCAUCGACGCCAUCAACGCCGGCGUGCAUGUGGACAAGCAGAGUCUCAUCGCCAAAUACAAGGAAGCCUCCAAGGGCAAGUCGAACAACGAAUGCCGCGCCAUCGCAAAGGGUUUAACCGGUGUCGACAUCUACUGGGACUGGGAUGCCCCUCGCACCCGAGAGGGUUACUACCGGCUCCAGGGUGGCUGCCAGUGCGCCAUCAACCGCGCCAUUGCGUAUGCUCCUUAUGCCGACAUGAUCUGGAUGGAGAGUAAGCUGCCGGAUUACGCUCAGGCGAAGGAAUUCGCCGAGGGCGUUCAUGCCGUGUGGCCGGAACAGAAACUCGCCUACAACCUCUCCCCCUCAUUCAACUGGAAGGCCGCCAUGUCCGCCAAAGACCAAGAGACCUACAUCCAACGCCUCGGCGAGUUGGGAUACUGCUGGCAAUUUAUUACUCUGGCAGGUCUGCAUUCGACCGCGCUGAUUUCCGACACUUUCGCCAAAGAAUUCGCCAAGCGCGGCAUGCGUGCCUACGGCGAAUUGAUCCAGGAGCCCGAAAUGGCGGCCAAGAUUGAUGUCGUGACACAUCAGAAAUGGUCCGGUGCGAACUAUGUGGAUGGGUUGUUGAAGAUGGUCCAGGGGGGCGUUAGUUCGACGGCUGCGAUGGGCAAGGGGGUGACGGAGGAGCAGUUUCAUUGAGACUGGACUGGACAUUAAAGGAGAUGGAUAGUGUGAACCGAGCGAGCGAGAAUGAACCCGUGGAUUGGAUUGGAUUGGGAUGCAAUCAAACGGGAAUGUGAAUAUUGAUUGGAAAGUGAAAAAUGGAAAGGGCAAAAUAGGUUAGGUGGAUUGAUCUCGAUCGAUUUGGAUCCAUCCAUCCAUCCGAGAAUGAUGAUGUGCUUGAAUAGUGUCCGAGAGAAUGGGUGAAGGAAAAUGGGGUGUUUUGUGCCAGUUUGGCUAUACGUCAAUACGUCAAUACCUAUGUCGAUAUGUAUACCUGUAUCCGCUAUACUCUAUUGUCUACCUAUGUGCAUGUCUUGAUAGGCAGUAUAGGGUAUGCACAGAACUACCACCUAGGUGACUACUUAGUCCCUGCUACGAGGUGGUGCUGUAUUGUAGUCACGGUUGAAUCUUCUCGUUGGGUGACUGAUCUGAUGCUCCUCCGAUGCUUAUAACUGAAAAGGUCCAAUGCAGCACGCGAGUAACUAAAGCAAGGAAACUGGCGGCCUGGCGAGCAGCACGGCAGACCAAGUCAAAUUGUUGAAAAAGAAAUAUAGGUACCAAAACUCGACUCUCCUCCGAGUUCUUGACUCUUGUGCUCUUGAAUAUAAAAUAUGCCG